GAGGCGGCCAUUUUGUGGCGCUGCGCGGUCGGUGGCGCUGGGCUCGGCGCGGAGCGGGGCCCGGGGGCGGUGUAGCGCCGUUCUUAACCCUUUUUCCCGUACAGAUCCCUCGUCUAAAAGUUGGUUUUAAUUGGUUGCCCACAGGAUUGGCUUGGCUUCUGCUACUUGUUAAGAAAAAAACAUCUGUCUUUGCAGGUGUGUGUUGUUUCAGCGCAGCAUGGCUGUGGUCAUCCGCUUGCAAGGUCUCCCGAUUGUGGCGGGGACCAUGGACAUUCGCCACUUCUUCUCUGGAUUGACCAUUCCUGAUGGGGGCGUGCAUAUUGUAGGGGGUGAACUGGGUGAGGCUUUCAUCGUUUUUGCCACUGAUGAAGAUGCAAGGCUUGGUAUGAUGCGCACAGGUGGUACAAUUAAAGGGUCAAAAGUAACACUGUUACUGAGCAGUAAAACUGAAAUGCAAAACAUGAUAGAGCUCAGCCGUAGACGUUUUGAAACUGCUAAUCUAGAUAUGCCGCCAGCAAAUGCUAGCAGGUCGGGACCACCUCCUAGUUCUGGGAUGAGUGGAAGGGUUAACUUGCCUACUACUGUACCUAACUUUAAUAAUCCUUCUCCUAGCGUAGUAACAGCUUCUACUACUGUGCAUGAGAGCAAUAAAAACAUAUCCACGUUUUCUACUGCCAGUAUGGGGACUGCACCUCCAAAUCUUGGGAGUACUUUUGGUAGCCCCACGUUUAGCUCAACUGUACCUAGUACAGCGUCCCCGAUGAACACAGUACCUCCUCCACCGAUCCCUCCUAUUCCAGCUAUGCCGUCUUUACCACCAAUGCCUUCUAUUCCUCCAAUUCCUGUUCCUCCUCCCGUACCCACACUGCCUCCUGUUCCUCCGGUUCCACCGAUACCUCCUGUGCCCCCAGUACCUCCAAUGACACCUAUACCUCCCAUAUCAGGAAUGCCUCCUUUGAAUCCUCCGCCUGUAGCACCUUUACCCACUGGAAUGAAUGGGUCUGGAGCAGCAGUGAAUAUGAACAGCGGUUUGAAUCCAUUGUUUAUUGGUCCCAUGAAUCCUGUAAAUCCUAUCCAGAUGAAUUCUCAAAGUAGUGUCAAACCAAUUCCAAUCAAUCCAGAUGAUUUGUAUGUCAGCAUUCAUGGAAUGCCCUUUUCUGCGACAGAAUCUGAUGUGAAAGAAUUUUUCCUUGGGCUCCGUGUGGAUGCGAUCCAUAUGCUGAAGGAUCAUGUAGGUCGAAAUAAUGGAAAUGGACUAGUUAAAUUUUUUUCUCCUCAAGAUACAUUUGAAGCACUGAAACGAAACAGAAUGCUGAUGAUUCAGCGAUAUGUUGAAGUUAGUCCCGCAACAGAGAGACAGUGGGUGGCUGCAGGAGGCCACAUAACGUUCAAGCAAACUAUGGGCCCCUCUGGGCAACCACACCCUCCUCCUCCACAGCCUCAUUCUAGGUCCAAAUCUCCCAGCGGACAGAAAAGGUCACGGUCACGGUCUCCCCAUGAACAGGGUUUCUGUGUUUAUUUAAAAGGUCUUCCCUUUGAAUCAGAGAACAAGCAUGUGAUAGAUUUUUUUAAAAAGCUGGAUAUAGUUGAAGACAGCAUCUAUAUAGCUUAUGGACCUAAUGGGAAGGCAAUUGGAGAGGGUUUUGUGGAGUUCAGGAAUGAAGCUGAUUACAAAGCAGCUUUGUGUCAUCAUAAGCAGUACAUAGGGAAUCGUUUUAUUCAAGUUCAUCCAAUUACUAAAAAAGCAAUGUUAGAAAAGAUAGAUCUGAUUCGUAAAAGGCUGCAGAAUUUCAACUAUGACCAGAGAGAAAUCAUCAUGAAUGCUGAGGCGGAGUCAGGCUCGCCAAAGUUGUGUGCACAUAUAUCUAAUAUUCCAUACAAUAUAACAAAAAUGGAAAUUCUUCAGUUUUUAGAGGGACUGGCAGUAGAAGAAAACUCUGUACAGAUUCUUGUUGAUAAUAACGGGCAAGGUUUAGGACAAGCACUGGUUCAGUUCAAAGCUGAAGAUGAUGCUCGUAAAGCAGAGCGUUUGCACCGUAAAAAGCUGAAUGGAAGAGAUGUUGUUUUACGUUUGAUUACUGUAGAAGAAAUGAGAGAUAUUGAGAGAAACCCACCGUCUCAAGGGAAGAAGAUCCUGAAAAUACCAAUACAAGGAAAUGCAGCUGUGCCGGGAGCGCAGCCCCCUGCUGGGGAUGAGCAUGCCUUCUUGGGAGGAAAUCCUAAAGAUGCAAACAAUGGUCCUCCAUUCAAUUUCCCUGGUAACUUUAGUGGGUCUGGCACGUUUGGUCCGCCUCUGCCACCACCUGGAAUAGGUGGCUUUCCUGAUGCUAGACCAGGAAUACCUGCGGUUGCAAGUGCUGGUUUGCCCGGUGCGGGUAUUGAGGUCCCAGGUUUUGCAGGUGGUCCUGCUAAUUUGAGUGGACCAUCGGGUUUUGGAGGGGGCCCUCAGAGUUUUGGUAACGGUCCUGGCAAUUUGAGUGGACCCCCCGGAUUUGCUGGUGGUCCUCCAGGAAUUGCUGGUAGUCUUGGGCAUUUAGGUGGGCCUCCCGCCUUUGGACCCGGACCAGGAAAUAUACAUAUUAGCGGACCCCCGGGUUUUGGAACGGGGUCUGGGAAGCCAGGACCAACCGUCAUUAAAGUGCAAAAUAUGCCCUUCACUGUUUCGGUGGAUGAAAUUUUGGAUUUCUUUUAUGGUUACCAAGUGAUCCCUGGUUCAGUGUGCUUAAAAUACAAUGAAAAAGGCAUGCCCACGGGAGAAGCGAUGGUUGCAUUUGAGUCUCGUGAUGAAGCGAUGGCAGCAGUCGUUGAUUUAAAUGACAGGCCUAUAGGCUCAAGAAAAGUAAAGCUUGUUUUAGGGUAGCUGUUAAUAUGGAGUAGUUGUAGAAUAGGUAUUCAUAGUGCUGUGAUAAAUGCAUCCGGAUUGGUUUUUAUAGUAUUUCCAGGAUAGAACCUGUGGAUUGUUUAAAUUGUAAACCAGACUUGUUUUGAUAAGACAGAGCACUGUGUUAGCCGUGACAGAAGAAACACUGCAAGGAUACAUGCGCAGUGGAUUUUCCCGUACAAGUGUGUGGAGAAGGUAGGCAGGUUAUUUUUCAUCAUAGACGUUUGGUGAGCUAUGCUGGACACAGUGCUUAUCAAGGAACCUUGGCUGGUUUUUUGUAGUUUUGGAUAAGGGAAAUAGAUGAAGUCAGUGAAGCUCUUCAGUGAGUGCUCUUGCAAGCCAUUGUAAAAUAGGUAGCUAUUCUAGAUUUGGUUAAAAGCUGGCUGAAUUUGCUUUGUUUACAGGUCAAAGCUUUGUUUAAAGUCCUGAUUUUACUCUGCAACUGAACGAAUUCUGAGUGUACACAGAUUAAUUGUUUUGUGUAUGUAUUUUUUAUUUUUUCCAAGAUUCUCACUGUAUGAACAGUUGAAUUAUGCCCAUUGCUGAUGUGUCUACCAAACUAAUUCCUAUGAGUAUGAGCAGAAUCGUUCUGUAAAAUUCAAGCUGUUCUUUGUGGAAUAACCUUUAGUUAUUUAUAUAUUGCAAUUAUAACUGUGCAGAAUAAGACUUUUGCCACGAGUAUAGCUAACCUCAAACAUUAUAUGAGUUUUAUAGUACGUUUAAAACAUUUGCAGUAGAAGUAACAACUUGAAAAUUCUCAUUAUUGUUUAAGUAGCUUGAUUUGUUAGGAUUACAUGAAUCACUUGGGAUAGGAUCUUUGACACUAGUUGGAUAUUGAUGUUGUAUUCUCAUGUCUCUUGAACUCCUUACAUAGAGUCUCUGCUAAGAGAACCAAAGCGGUGAUUAUUAGUUGAAGAUUGGAGUCCAGCUAAAGUUUUAAAUUAGUUUAUAUAUGAAAGAAGCUUUUAUCUUCAGCAACUCUGUCAUGAAUUACUGCUAUGGGUGAAUUGAGAGAUAAAAAUUUAUUUUUCUCCAAAACUUGAAAAUACUGGGUUUACUAUAUAUUUUUGCAAUAAACUUGUGCUGUUGUUGUGUUCCAAGUCUGUAAAGAGUUGCCAUUUUCUUUGCUGUACAGUAAAACCGUUUCAUGGAAAAUUGGAAAGGAAAUAAUAACACGAGUAACAAGUAUAGAAAUUUUUGGUUCAUCCUUGCUUGGCUGACGAUAAAUUUUUCAGAUUGGGACAUUGCCUGAAAAAUCCCACUCUUCCCUGCAAAUCAUUGUACUUAAACAUAGCAAUCUUUAAACUGUUUUUUUUGUUUUGCUUUGUUUUAAUUUUUGGACAAGGAAAAACAGUGCCUUUUGGUGUUGCCUAUCAUGGAACACUGAAGUGUAUGGUCAGGCAAAAUUGAGAGGUGCAAGUGGCAACAGUUUUAUUCCCGUGGUGUGUAGGAGAGCUUUGGAAACCUGUGCGGCGCUGCAUCCUGAGAGGAUUCCCCAGUACAGGAAUGUGUGGAAGGAUUGUAUAAAGGUGUACUUCAAUAAAGAGGCGGUUGCAUUACACAGAUGCUUCUGUAAUUCAUUAGCAUAAUUUUGUUUUGACAGGUUGCUAGGUGGUCCCAACUUUGGAAAAGUCAUGUGAUUUGUAUAUACUGUUUAAAAUUAAGCCUCCUGUUAAUAAAGCUGUCUGUCUCUGAAGCUUCAUGUUAUGCGUUUCAACAGUCUUUGGGAGUAAUGUUUCAAUAGCGGAUCUUUGUUUUUGUUUUUUUUUUCUCCUUGAAAGUCUGAAAGUACUCUGCUGAUGUCAGAAAGAUAAGAUGUGUGAUUAGGAGUCAAGCUUUUCAGUUUAUUUUUAAAAUUUUGCUCUUUGUUUUUUAAACAACUUUUAUUAAAGUUUCAUACUAUAUUGGAUUUAUUUGGGUUCUUGUUUCUUCAUGUUUCACAUUAGAAUAAAAUGACCGAAAAGG
Messenger RNA from Gallus gallus (chicken), 4846 nucleotides. RefSeq names its product RNA binding motif protein 12 (gene RBM12). Gene Ontology annotation, biological process: regulation of RNA splicing. NCBI's taxonomy places the organism in Eukaryota, Metazoa, Chordata, Aves, Galliformes, Phasianidae. Gene Ontology annotation, molecular function: RNA binding. Bases 218 to 2860 code for a protein of 880 amino acids. The record is from RefSeq and is marked validated. The transcript is spliced from 3 exons. Gene Ontology annotation, cellular component: ribonucleoprotein complex; nucleoplasm.